CAGGAACACCAGGAGAGGAACCAAAUCUACUGCCGUCAGUGUAGCGUGUGUGUGUGUACCGUGUGUACCGUGAUCGGGUCGCACCGGGACCACGCUUGCAUCAGCAUCAGAGAGGCCGAAAGGGAGCUGAGGGGGAACCUGAAAGAGGAGACGGAGAAGAUGCAGGAAACAGAACAGUCUUUAAUCAGCAGAGUGACUGAGAUGACAGAGAAGAAACAGAGAUUCCAGGUGUUGCUAGGUGACGCGCGUGCGGGGGUGCUGCAGCAGUACGAGACCAUGCGUGAGGCCCUGCAGCAGGAGGAGGCCACGGCCCUGCUGUGUGUGACUCGGGAGGAGAGCAGGGCGGUGGGGGGACUGGAGGAACAGCUGGCACAGCUGCAGGAAACCCUCUCCUCCCUCCAACGGGGUCUUCGUACUCUGGAAGGGCUGGCUGACACCCGGGGCGCCGCACGCGUACAGGAACAGUCCUUCAUCAUGGAGUACAGUAAGAUAACCAAAAGUGUGUCUGAGAGCUGUUCUGUGGAGGAGCUGGAGGUUCCAGAGACGGUGGACAGAGCCAGGCUGGGAUGCCUACAGCAGUGGACUGAGAGGCGGCUGGUCUCAGUGGUCCUCUCCCUGCCUGACCGGGACCCCUUCAGGCUGCUCUAUGGCGCCAGCCCCCGUCUGGACCCGGACACAGCCCACCCCAAGCUGCUCAUCUCUGAGGAGAACAGGAAGGUGUCUUACAGCGAGGUCCAGCAGGCCUACCCGGAGCAUGGGGCUCGCUUUAGCUCCUUCCCCCAGGUCCUGGCCUCUAAACCCCUGGAGGGGGGCCGUGCGUACUGGGAGGUGGAGGUGGAGGAAGACGAGGGCAAAUGGAAGGUGGGAGUCUGCGAGGGUCAGAUCGGUCGUAAAGGUCAGAAAGACACCUGCCGUAUCGGCUUCAACCCCUAUUCUUGGUGCCUGCUGAGUGAGAAGGGGCAGAUAGAAGCCCUGCACGACAAGGUGGCUGUCCCCGUGGAGGUCGAGGGGCUGGAGAGGGUAGGGGUUUUGCUGGAUUUCGAGGAGGGUAGCCUGUCGUUCUAUAAAGUGGCACAAGGGGGCGCUCUGAUCUUGCUCCAUUGUUUUAAACAGAAGUUCAGUGAACCAUUGUAUCCUGCACUAGCCGUGUCUAAAACACAGCUCAACAUUCCUGAUCUGUUCCAGCCAGCCACUGUUAAGUCAGAAUAGUUACACGGGACACUUCAGUUCUCUAUAAAUCUUAAAGGGGCAAUCUGGGAUUCAAAUAACAACAAGCGGUCAAUCCGCCACUAUUUUGUUUUGUAAACCGCCGAUGAGUGGAGCUAGAGAAUCGAAUAGUUCCAGACAGGCUCAGUAGAAUAGUGCACAGUGAGGAAGUUAAGUUUUCUAUAGAUCAUAAAUAACAUUUUUGUGUAAGCAAUAAAAAAAAAWACGUUUUUAUACAUGUUAAUCAAAUAGAGGAUUGCAAAGAGAAAUCUCAAUGUAGAGAUAAUCUUAAAUAUUAUUAUGUAUCAUUGUUUUAAAAUGUGAUGUAAUGAGAAGCAUCAAUAGACUGAGUGGACAAAACAUUAGGAACACCUGCCCUGUCCAUGACAUAGACUGACCAGGUGAAAGCUAUGAUCCCUUA
This is a messenger RNA of Salvelinus sp. IW2-2015, 1627 nucleotides long. Its product is annotated as tripartite motif-containing protein 14. NCBI's taxonomy places the organism in Eukaryota, Metazoa, Chordata, Actinopteri, Salmoniformes, Salmonidae. The record is from RefSeq and is a predicted model, not a curated record. Gene Ontology annotation, molecular function: zinc ion binding; protein binding.